AUGGCCAGUCUCAGCUUUAUAAUGGACGUCACCGACGACCACAGCGUCGGCACUCGGGCCCCCCACAAUAAGAGGGCCAGGGGCGUAGACAACCUAGCGAGUGUUGGCGAGCUUCAUGAGACAGAGGACCAACCAGGAGCGGGCGCGAGGCAUGUCAGUAGUGGUUCUGGCCCGGCCACCAACCAGCAGGACGAUAUCAAGGGGGCCGUCUGCGCUAGUCCGACAAGACGGCGUGCCACCUCGUCACGGGCCCCCAAGUCCACCACCGCACCCAGGUCGCAGCCACAGCCGGUAGCCCCCGUCUCCCUUUCCGCCUCGUCGUCAUCGCCAGCACCAGCGUCCUCGGGCCGCAGCUCGGCAAGCCGACAGAGCACGAGAAGCGACAACCCGAUGGACCGCCAGCGGUAUGGUCCGACAUCCUCCUCCUCCUCUUCUUCUUCGUCCCCCUACUCUUCGUCAUCGACGUCCUCGGCGGGUGGAGGCCCACGGAGACCCAUGGCUCUUCAUCCUGCAAUAGGCCAGUACACGCCCAAGAUCACCCCCAAGACGGGCCGGGUUAGCAAGGCAAAGAAGGGCUUGCCCGUUCAUGUCUGUGACAUCUGCCGGCCCCCAAAAACUUUUACUCGUGCCGAGCAUCUAAGACGACACCAGCUAGGUCACGGAGAUCCGCAGUUUCAAUGCCCCCGUUGUGAAAAAUCCUUCCACCGAGCCGACUUGCUGGCGCGCCAUCAGCAGAAGCACAGCGAGCACGAUGGCGACGGCUUGUCCAAGGGCGGCGGCUCUCCAUGCCAGAGCCCGCACCCGCCCCCAACGGCGCCCCCCCUCCAAGCCCGGCGUUCGCCACGGCCGGCCGCUGCUCAGCCGGGCACCUCUCCCCCGGCCCCUGAGAUGGCCUCCGAGGUAGCGCCCGAAAUGGCGCCCACCGCGAAUGCUGCCGCGGAUAAUGACCAGCCAGCAUCCUCACAGCACGACAACAGGCCCUCGCAUGGAGACAGCGGUGCUUACGGAGCAGCAGCAGCAGCCUCCCACGCGUCGUCACACGACUUCCGCCACCAGAAGACCUCUUACACAUACUCGCCAACCAUCUCCAUAGUCGACCCCGCGCAGCCGUCGCCGUCUCCUCUGGAAGGCUCUUCUUAUCCGGGCGGCCGCCUAGGGGGCUAUCAUCAGCCCAGGACCGGAGUGGCACCAUCACCGGUCUACGUGGUCACCCAGGAGGGGUUCCCGUCGACCCUCUUGCAGACGGACGUACCGGAGCUUCGUGACGCUUCCCCGUUGCCGUCUUCUUCCGCCUCGGACAGCGCUUACUCGACCCCUGCAUCAGACGUUUCCCGAAACCUGGGCCCUUCGGCUCCCGGACACCGGUCGUCGCCCUAUCCCGGCCCCACGCCCCGCGUCUUCCCGACCUCUAGCUCGGGGGUCGAGCCGAGCUCGUCCCUCGCCGGAUCUCUGUUCAUCAACUCGUCCCACCCGGCCCAGCAGCCACGGGAGCAUACCUAUGGCGGGACGCUCGGCAUGCCAUCGCCCGUUGUUGGGUACUCUUCCUUAGCCGCCUCCUCAGACGGCUGCACUCCCGGAGCCCACCAGCAGCAGCAGCAGCAGCAACAACAACAACAACAACAGCAACAACAACAACAAGCCAGGUCGCUCUCCGCUCUCCGCGGCCAGACGUCACCUCUAGACGGCUCGCACGGGGCCGAAACUCUGCUCGUGUCCGCUCCCCGCCUCUCCAACCGCCUCAACGCUACUACGGCAGGCCUUGAUCGUCGAAAGGGCUUCAUGAUGGAGCCGCCCCAGGAUCUAUCCCUGGGUGGUGAUGUCGUCGUUGGUGGCCUGGACGUGCUAGCGGAUGGCCUGGCCGUCGGGUACAUGGCCGCGAGCCCCGGGGCCGAUAAUGCGAGCCACGGCAGCGACAUCGUUGCGGAGCUCGACCUGGCGGCCUUGGCGGGCGGGUGUGUCCUGCCGGCAUCCUCUUCGAUGGCCAUCCCGUUGCCGGGACCAGUCCGUGCUGCCAUCCCCCGCUACCUCGAGAUAUACUGGGCACAUGUCGACCCGGCUCUGCCUCUCGUCCACCGCCCCUCGUUCGAAGCGGCCCCGGAGGAUGUGCUGAGGUGCGCCAUGGCAGCCGUGGCCACCCAGCGUCUCGACAGCAAGGAGGAUCGCAGCCGGGGAAACCAGCUGCACGAGUUUGCGUGGCAGGAGUUGAAGCGGCCUCUUCCCCGGCGGCAGAUACCCCAGUGGAGCCUCCAAACGAUGCAGGCCAUCCUCCUGUGCGAGUAUUUUGCGCGCUUCCGUGGCCGCAAGCCCGUCACGCGACCUUCCAAGCCGUUCGAGUCUCUGUAUUCCAGGGUGAGUCGUCCAGAGUCCUUCAGCGCGACCCCGUUUUCCGUCCUUGCCGCCGCCGAACGCAAUGGGGUCUGGCUCGUCGACACCACGGCUUGGUCUCCUACCUCCUCUCCCGCGUCAUCAUCAUCUAUCUCUUCUUUUCCUUCUCCUUCUCCUUCUUCUUCUCCCUCGCCUUCUUCCUCUUCUUUUUCUCUUCGCGGCGCCGCGGCACCAACCUCCAGCACCAUGUCUCCCAUCGCCCUGCGCCACCUGAGUCCGCUCCAGACCACCCGCCCCUGGGGUAGUGAUACUUUUUCUUCUUCCUGGGCCACGCCGUCCCUGGCGGUGACCCCUCCCCCAUUCGGAAAUGCUUCCCUUGCCCUUUCCCACCACCACCGCCGGCCGAUGGUUCCCAUGCCCCGUUCCGGGGGCGCUAGUCUUAAUCUUAAUCCUAAUCUCCCGGCUUCUUCUCUUUCUCCUGCUCCUCGCUCCCGUCCUCGCGCGCGGCCGUCUUGGUCCUCUCUCUUUGCCCCUGAUCGCCACCACAACCCGAUCUCGGCCACGGCACCUUUCCUUCUCACGCCUUCUUCUCCCUCUCCUCAGGCUUCCUCCGGGCAGACAUACUCACAGCGUGUUUCGAACCAACAGGCCAUGUACCAGAACCACGGCCUCCCGGACCAUGCCAUGCUUGCCGCGGAACAGCAGCAGCACCUCUCCAUCCAGGAAAGAUGGCGGAACUGGAUCGACGCCGAAUCGCGCCGCCGCCUUCUCGCCGCAUGUUUCUUCGCGGACGGCCACGCCGCCGUCUACCAGCAGCAACGGCGCGCACAAGACGGCGAUGCCGACGCCGCCAUGCAGCCGAUCCCCCUGCUUGGCCGCGGCGCCAAGCUGUGGGAGGCCGCCUCGGCCGAAGAAUGGGUCGAUGCCCUGGCCGCCGACCAGGACGCGCUCCAGCCCGAGCACGUGCCGCCUCUCGAGCAGCUUACCCUCGAGGACGUGGCGCGCCGUCCUUCCGUCGACCGCAUCAUCAUCCUCAGCGCUCUCGCUCGGCGACUGCCUCGCCGGACCCCUCCCCUCCCGACUUCUUCCCUCUCCGCCAACAACUCCCCCGGUCCGGAGCUGGACCCGCCGCCACCCACGCACCACCAGCUUGGCAGCAGCCAGUUCAGCGCUGACCAGCAGCAACCGGCCCCAUUCCUCCGCCAACACCACCGCCACCAUCACCAGCAGUACUACCAGGCCCAACUCCAACCCCAGCCCGGUCAAUCCUCCUUUGAUGCCGAAGAGCGCAUCAAUGCCCUCUUUCCCGACUGCCCCGUCGCCAACACCUACCUCGCGCUGCACCACACCCCGCUCCGCGACCUCCUCGCCGUCGGCGGCGACUCCUGGCUCUUCUCCCAGAAGGUCCUCCCCACGACCUCCUUUCACGAGCACCAGAGGCGCCUCAAGAUCUGGGUCACCUCGUGCACCACCACCACCGCCGCCGCCAACAACAACAACAACAACAACAACGACAACAACAACAACAACAACAACAACAACAACAACAACAACAACAACAACAACCAAACCAGCACGGCGAGCAACCUCGGCCCCCUCGCCGGCCUCGACGUGGUCCGCGCGACCGUCUACGCCGCGCGCGCCCUCGUGGGCUUCCUCGACCGCGAGCAUCAGCCGCCGCCGCACCUGCUCCCGGGCGGCGGCGGCGGCGGCAGCAGCAGCAGAGGCAGCAGCAGCAGCAGCAGCAUCACAAAUACCUCUGCCGCCCCCUGGGCCAGGGACAUGUCCGAUUACUGGGCGCUGUACGUGUGCGCGCUCAUCUGCUGGGCCUUUGUGCACCCGGUUCGCGCCGCCGCCGCCGCCGCCGGAGGAGGAGGCGCUGCCGAUUCUUCCGCCGCGCAGGGCGUCGACGGCGACAGCAGCGACAGCGACGGCAGCAGCAGCGGCAGCAGCAGCAGCAGCAGUGGCGGUGGUAGCCGGAAUGUUCUUCCUCCUCCUGCCCUGCUGCCGGGCGAGGAGGCUGGUCCCUCUACUACUGCUCCUCCUCCUCCUCCUGCUGUUGCUGUUUCUGCCCCGACACGGCCGGGGAACGGUGGCGUGCCGUCGGAUGACGAGGAGGCUCUGGGCUGGCUGCGGACCGUUGCUGCCGAGGGCGUCAGGCGCGAGGACGUGGUGCGGGCGCGCGGGCGGCGCGGGGCCGCCGGGGUGGUCGGCUUGGUGAGGAAGCGGCUCGAGAACGACUGCGUGGGCGGGAGGAGCAGGCACUAUGUCGACGCGGUCGGGGUGCUGAGGAAGUUGGAAGACGGACUCGGCUGGAAGUGGUUCUGA
Molecule: messenger RNA, 4653 nt
Organism: Thermothelomyces thermophilus ATCC 42464
Lineage: Eukaryota; Fungi; Ascomycota; Sordariomycetes; Sordariales; Chaetomiaceae
Exons: 5
Coding region: 1-4653 (1550 amino acids)
Biological process (GO): DNA-templated transcription; regulation of transcription by RNA polymerase II
Cellular component (GO): chromatin
Molecular function (GO): RNA polymerase II cis-regulatory region sequence-specific DNA binding; DNA-binding transcription factor activity, RNA polymerase II-specific; zinc ion binding
Source: RefSeq, a predicted model, not a curated record